CAGUAAUUCAACUGAACAAGAUGGGCGUUUCCGGCUUUCCUCUCCCGGGAUUAAAACAAGCACUGAAAAAGAGUAACAAAACCAAAACCCUCGCGAAAACAAAAUCCAGCACAGCUCGAAAAUUAAUGGCGUCUUCACCGGAGAAUUAAUCCGCUGUUCUUCGAUCUAUCUUCCGAAUCAGCUAUCUCUCUCCACCAGAGAAUUCAUAUCCCAUGGCUGCUCCGUCCUUUUCAACGCCGUUUCAACCCUUUGUCUAUCAGAGCCCACAAGAUUGUGUUACACCCUUUCAGAUUCUGGGAGGUGAAGCUCAGAUAGUUCAGAUUAUGUUGAAGCCGCAGGAAAAGAUUAUUGCAAAACCUGGUUCCAUGUGCUAUAUGUCUGGUUCAGUCCUUAUGGAAAGCAUAUAUAUCCCUGAAAAUGAAGCUGGGGUAACACAAUGGCUCUUUGGAAAGAGUGUAACUAGCAUAGUUUUUCAUAAUACAGGUUCAUCUGACGGAUUUGUUGGCAUUGCCGCACCGUCUCUAGCAAGAAUCCUCCCGAUUGACUUAGCAACGUUUGGCGGCGAAAUAUUGUGUCAGCCAGAUGCAUUCCUUUGCUCAGUUGAUGAUGUGAAAGUAAACAAUAUAGUUGACCAAAGGGCACGCAACAUGAUUGCUAGUGCAGAGGGAUUCCUGAGGCAGAAAAUAUCAGGGCAAGGACUUGCUUUUAUAGUUGGUGGAGGUUCUGUUGUACAGAAAAGACUUGAAGUUGGUGAGGUACUUUCUGUUGAUAUUUCAAGUAUUGCUGCAGUCUCUUCAACUGUAAAUGUUCAAGUCAAAUACAAUGGACCCAUGAGGAGGAUAGUGUUUGGGGGUGAUAACCUCGUAACCGCAGUUCUCACUGGACCGGGUAUUGUGUUCAUUCAAAGCCUGCCUUUUCAUAGGCUUUCACAACGCAUUGCAAGGGCGGUAACAUCACCUAAUAUGAGGGACAACCCAAAGUUCUUCCUCCAGAUUGCUAUUUUCUUCUUUCUUGCUUAUGUUGUAGUUGUGUCAUCCUUAAUUUUGACAGACAUGUGAAGAAUCAUUUUUUUUGUUUCUCUUAGGAUUCUAUAUAUAUCCUUCUUUUUCAAGUCCCAACCAAAGGUUAGCUUUAACUUCUGUUGGCAAUAUAGUAAUACAGGUGAGUUUAUUAUUUUUAAUUAUUUAAACAGGGACAUGCAAUGUAUCAUGUAAAAACAAUUUUAAGUUAUGAGGGCCUAAUACAU
Messenger RNA from Cuscuta epithymum, 1246 nucleotides. The record is from the annotation of a GenBank genome assembly. Lineage: Eukaryota; Viridiplantae; Streptophyta; Magnoliopsida; Solanales; Convolvulaceae.